CUUCAAUAUUCUACAUUCAUGGAGCACCAAUACCUCUCCUUUCCAGCAGUCUCCGCCUUCAUUAUCUUUUUGUUGAUGCUGGUGAGACUGGGGAAGCGAUUCAGAACCGAAAGCUCGACACCAAAUCUACCUCCAGGUCCAUGGAAGUUGCCCGUCAUAGGGAGCUUGCACCUCCUUGCUGGUCCUCUACCCCAUCAAAAAUUAAGAGAUAUGGCAGAGAAAUAUGGCUCCUUGAUGCAUCUUCAGCUCGGACAACUUUCCAACAUCGUAGUUUCUUCCCCGCAAACCGCUGCAGAAGUGAUGAGAACUCAUGACAUCAUUUUCUCCAGUAGGCCUUCUCUACUUUCCACAACUAUUUUAACUUAUAAUGCCACAGACGUUGCGUUUGCCCCCUAUGGAGACUAUUGGAGACAGUUGCGAAAGAUUUGUGUGCUGGAGAUGUUAAGUCUAAAACGUGUGCAAUCGUUCACUCCGAUUCGGGAAGAAGAGGUAUCGAAGCUGGUUACAGCAAUUUCUUCAAAAGCAGGAUCACAAGUCAACCUCAGUGAGUGCUAUAUUUUCUCAUACGAAAUCGUUUCGAGGACUGCUUUUGGUGGGAAAUGCAAAGAGAAAGAUGAAUUCACAAUACUUUUCAGGGAAGUGUUACGGUUCGGUGCAGGUUUCAAUGUUGCAGAUUUGUUCCCUUCAGCCAAAUUACUCGAGUAUAUAACCGGAUUGAGGCCUAAAGUUGAGAGGCUGCACCAAAACCUGGAUAAGAUUUUCGAAAGUGUCAUCGAUGAACAUAAAGCUAGCAAGGGAAUUGAGGGUGAACCAGAUGGUCUUGUAGAUGUUCUUUUGAAUCUUCAGGAGAAUGGAGACCUCGAAUUUCCUUUAACAACUGAUAACAUCAAAGCAGUAAUCAUGGAUAUUUUCAUUGCUGGGAGUGAUACAUCGUUCACAACACUAGAGUGGGCAAUGUCAGAAAUGCUGAAAACCCCAAGAGUUAUGCAGAAGGCUCAAGCAGAGGUGAGACAAGUUUUCAAUAGGAAAGGUAAUGUUGAUAGUGAAGGGCUACAUGAAUUGGAGUAUUUGAAACUUGUUAUCAGUGAAACAUUUAGAUUGCACCCUCCUCUUCCAUUGCUACUUCCAAGAGAGUGCUCACAGGGAUGCAAAAUCAAUGGAUAUGAUAUACCGGUGAAGUCCAGAGUCAUCGUUAAUGCAUGGGCGAUCGGAAGGAACUCUGAGUAUUGGGAUGAAGCCGAGAGAUUUUAUCCAGAGAGGUUUAUCAACAGUUCAGUUGACUAUAAAGGGGCUAAUUUUGAACUGAUUCCAUUUGGUGCCGGAAGAAGGAUGUGUCCUGGCAUGUUGUUUGGUAUUGCAAAUGUUGAGCUGCCUCUUGCAAAGUUGCUCUACCAUUUUGACUGGAAACUUGCUGGUGGAAGGAAGCUUGAAGAUCUUGACAUGGAUGAGGUUUUCGGGGCUGUUGUUAGAAGAAAAAAUGAUCUGUGCUUGGUUCCAACGCCUUAUUCGCCGGUUGCCGGUUGA
Messenger RNA from Hibiscus syriacus, 1524 nucleotides. Its product is annotated as cytochrome P450 71D11-like. NCBI's taxonomy places the organism in Eukaryota, Viridiplantae, Streptophyta, Magnoliopsida, Malvales, Malvaceae. Gene Ontology annotation, molecular function: monooxygenase activity; iron ion binding; oxidoreductase activity, acting on paired donors, with incorporation or reduction of molecular oxygen. The record is from RefSeq and is a predicted model, not a curated record.